Messenger RNA from Lithohypha guttulata, 873 nucleotides. RefSeq lists its product as uncharacterized. NCBI's taxonomy places the organism in Eukaryota, Fungi, Ascomycota, Eurotiomycetes, Chaetothyriales, Trichomeriaceae. The transcript has a single exon. Bases 1 to 873 code for a protein of 290 amino acids. The record is from RefSeq and is a predicted model, not a curated record.
AUGACGACUACAGCGAUCGAAUUCUCAGUUCCCAACGGCCUUGACCCCAAACAGUCUCUGAAGUACCAGCUCUGCCUAAUCAACGACACAACACGAGAAACGACCCAGAAGCUUGUGAACCUUCGCACGGAAGCGAUAGAGAAGCGAAUCGUAGCCAGACAGGCCAACAUCACAUUCCGUCAAAUGGGGAAGCAGCUCCAACCUCUUGUUCACAGCUUGUCCGAAAUUAGCAACCAAGAUUUGAAAAUUGAAGAAGAGGCGGAAACCCAAGAAGAGGGUUCUGAAGGUUCACCAACGCCCACCACGUACGGUGCUUCAACAGAAUCUGACACCUUACCCAUGAACCACGAAGACCAACUUUUGACCGCCUCGGUCGCUGACUUCCAAUCUGCUCGACAGCACGUUCAACAACUGCAAACACUAACAACAGAAUGGCUAACUGCCUACGAAACCGGCGUUCUUCCCUCCGUCACUGCUACAGGAACAACUCCAGCAGCACCCUUCAUACUCGGCGACAAACGACACCCGAAACAAUUCCUCGCCACAGUCAACGCCCUACAGCACGAAAUACACACCCACACGGCAUUCUGGAUGAGGCCUCUGAUCUACCCCAAGGCAAAUAAGGAGAAUAACUACAACGACGACGAUGACGACAAUCUAGACGGAUUAAGUUGUUUGGGCUUUGAAAAGGAGGAUGACAAAUACGUCCCGACAGGAGAAGAUGUCAGGAAGGAUCGAAUAUUUGUUUGUGGUAUGGAAAGCAUGGCGAGGCACGUGUGUGAGCAGGAAGCUAUGGAGAGGAACGAUAUGGUGGUCGGAGAGGCAAUGCAAUUGCUUGAGCUUUUGGCUGGAAAUUCGGCUUCUGAGCGAUAG